This is a messenger RNA of Suillus clintonianus, 1074 nucleotides long. Its product is annotated as AAA domain-containing protein. The record is from RefSeq and is a predicted model, not a curated record. Lineage: Eukaryota; Fungi; Basidiomycota; Agaricomycetes; Boletales; Suillaceae. Gene Ontology annotation, biological process: nuclear-transcribed mRNA catabolic process, nonsense-mediated decay. The coding region runs from base 1 to 1074 and encodes 357 amino acids. Gene Ontology annotation, cellular component: cytoplasm. Gene Ontology annotation, molecular function: RNA helicase activity. The transcript is spliced from 6 exons.
AUGUUCUAUGAGGGUACACUGCAGAACGGUGUCACUGCUCCCGAACGUCUUCGCAAGAAUGUCGAUUUCCCAUGGCCCGCCCCAGACACCCUGAUGUUCUUCUACCAGAACCUUGGUCGGGAGGAGAUAUCAUCCAGUGGAACUUCGUUCCUCAACAAGAUGGAAGCAUCUAACGUCGAGAAAAUUGUGACAAAGUUCUUCAACGUGGGCGUCAUGCCCAGCCAAAUUGGUGUUGUCACACCCUACGAGGGCCAACGCUCAUUUAAGGACUUGUAUAAAGAUAUUGAAGUGGCUAGCGUCGACGCCUUCCACUGCGUCAGAAGUAACGACUCCGAACACCAGGGCAUCGGUUUCUUGAAUGACCCUCGUCGUCUGAACGUGGCUCUGACUCAUGUAAAGUAUAGAGUCGUCAUCCUUAUAAAUCCAAAGCCUGAGCAUUAUCUUCUUACGCACUACAAGGAGAAUAACACCCUUGUCGAGGGUCCGCUGAACAACUUACAGGCGAGCAUGAUUCAAUUCAGCAAACCUCGCCGCUCCCUUGUCAAGUCCGUGGAUAAAUUCCGCCGCCACGAGACAAACGCACAGGGCUUCAUCCCCAACACCGGUGGUACAAGCAGAUCAGGGACGCCAAGUCGCUUCGAUUCUAGUUUCUACCGCACACAUGAUGCUCUCGGGUACAUCCCGUAUGACGUGCAGUCUCUGCGCUCGCAAGCCACUUAUUCUUCUGGACUUCCCAUGUUUGCUGCGGCUGGUGGAUUUGGUCCUGGGCUACCCCGUGCCUCUGGGGGUGUGAGGAAGCGCAGCGCGUACGGUAGCUACGCCAGCCCCAUCAUCUCCCAGGAUGCUGGAUCGCCAAACAUUAGCGGUUCUGCCAUGGCGUUCUCGCAGUUAGACCGCUUACAGAGGCGUGGUUCCUUUCCCCUGCUGCCGGACAACGGUGACAGUCGAAUGCAGACGAUGGAAGGCGCACACUGGCCCCACUUCGAGCACCCACAAAUGUUCAACGGCAUUCUCGGAGUAUGGCCGGACUCGGAGACCUUGGAACAUUUAGUACUGCAGGCCGCUAUGGCCUAG